Chondrus crispus (carragheen) is the source of this 643-nucleotide messenger RNA. RefSeq names its product Phycobilisome core linker polypeptide (Lc), allophycocyanin-associated (ApcC). Bases 97 to 381 code for a protein of 94 amino acids. The record is from RefSeq and is a predicted model, not a curated record. The transcript has 3 exons. Lineage: Eukaryota; Rhodophyta; Florideophyceae; Gigartinales; Gigartinaceae. Gene Ontology annotation, biological process: photosynthesis. Gene Ontology annotation, cellular component: phycobilisome.
AUGGCCUUCGUCUCCUCCUUCACAGCCCCCCCGCGGCGCCCCUUCUCCGGGGCUGCCAUUUGCCACGCUUCUACAAGCCCGACGCUCGCCCCGAAGAUGGCGUAUGACAUGGACGGCAGCAGCGGACUAGGCUCGCUCAACCAGCUCCGCAUCAGGAGCUCAGCCGUCGAAAAGGACCGCCGCUCCUUUAAGGUCACCUUUGUGCUCCCGAGCGAAAGCAGGCUCUUCACCUUCCGCGAGCUGCAGAACGUGUACACCACUAAGAUUGUCCCUUUCUCGUCAUGGUACGCAGAGCAGCAGCGCAUUCAGAAGAUGGGGGGGAAAAUCCUUAAGGUCGAACUUAGCUCGGGAGGGCAGAUGCGCUCCGUCGGGAAUACCUGAGCUGGCGUCAGCGUUUGUCGAUGCUAGUGCUUCCAUUGUGCCAGUAAAUGCGAUGGCUUGAAUAGCUUUUUCUAUCGGUUUGGUAAGUUAUAUCUUAUGUUGUUUUGUGGGUGCUUUCGCUCGACGCUGCCUGUGGUAGUGUGGAUUGUUUCCGAAUUGAAACUGGAGUGCAUGCGUUGCGCGAAGAGUUACAUUAGAGAGUAAAGGGGCUCUUCGAAAUACACGAUCUCAGAUGCCCCACUUCCAAAUUCGUUACGGAAAA